UAUCACCACAUCCAAUCCAUUCGCUGCAACUAUCCCAUGCGGGGCUGAGUGGAUCCGACCCCACUGCCGGCUCACAGAUCCCGGGAUGUUGGACUGCCAGAUCUCUGGGUCUCCUUCUCUCUGGAGCAGAUCCUCAGUCCCCUUGACCUCACGACCAUGGCCAGAUCGUGUUCGAACUGUCCCUCACUUUGGGUCUCCUAACUCAGGAGUGUGCAGCUACAAUGGGACUCAGAACCCGAGAACAGGGACAGAAGACUCGUGUCCUUGGGGUGCCCAGUCUCACAGCGUUGGGCACGACUUUCAGCUACUGCGCCUUCCCCAGCAGCUCCUGACUCGGUACCUGGACCGGGGGCUGAGCGACGGGCUCGGCGAGUGAAGCUUGGGGUCUCACUCAGGCGCCAGCGCCUCCUUGCCUCUGGGCGGUGGCACAGGCAGGAGCUGCUCUUCUGGAGUGUCGAGAUCCACUUAAGGAUGAGGCAGAGUUGGUGACAAGCUGCUCUGAGCAGAGCCAAAACUGAGCCCAGCUGAGAGUGUACCCUGGCGCAGCCUGGAUUCCGGGAGGCGCCCGGCAGCCACACGCAGCUAUGCACUACCCAGCUGCACUCCUCUUCCUCAUCCUGGCCAAUGGGGCCCAGGCUUUUCGCAUCUGCGCCUUCAAUGCCCAGCGGCUGACGCUGGCCAAGGUGGCCAGGGAGCAGGUGAUGGACACCUUAGUGCGGAUCCUGGCUCGCUGUGACAUCACGGUGCUGCAGGAGGUGGUGGACUCUUCCGGCAGCGCCAUCCCCCUCCUGCUUCGAGAACUCAAUCGAUUUGAUGGCUCUGGGCCCUACAGCACCCUGAGCAGCCCCCAGCUGGGGCGCAGCACCUACAUGGAGACCUACGUGUACUUCUAUCGGUCACAUAAAACACAGGUCCUGAGUUUCUACGUGUAUAACGACAAGGAUGAUCUCUUUGCCCGGGAGCCAUUUGUGGCCCAGUUCUCUUUGCCCAGCAAGGUGCUUCCCAGCCUGGUGUUGGUUCCACUGCACACCACUCCUAAGGCCGUGGAGAAGGAGCUGAACGCCCUCUACCAUGUGUUUCUGGAGGUCUCCCAGCACUGGCAGACCAAGGAUGUGAUCCUGCUUGGGGACUUCAAUGCUGACUGUGCGUCACUGACCAAAAAGCGCCUAGACAAGCUGGAGCUGCGGACGGAGCCAGGCUUCCACUGGGUGAUUGCCGAUGGGGAGGACACCACGGUGCGGGCCAGCACCCACUGCACCUAUGACCGCAUCGUGCUGCACGGGGAGCGCUGCCGGAGCCUGCUGCACACCGCGGCGGCCUUUGACUUCCCCACGAGCUUCCAGCUCACCGAGGAGGAGGCCCUCAACAUCAGUGACCACUACCCCGUGGAGGUGGAGCUGAAGCUGAGCCAGGCGCACAGUGUCCAGCCUCUCAGUCUCGCUGUUCUGUUGCUGCUGUCACUCCUGCCCCCUCAGCUGUGCCCUACCACCUAAGUGUCCCCCCUCUAGAGCCUGCUGCCUUUUAGGACUCAAACCCCAGCCUCCCCCCGUCUAUCCAACCCUGUGACUGCAGUCCGCCUCCAUCUUUUCUUUGAUUUGCCUCUUGUUCUUUGGUUGGGCUUGUGUCUAGAUUAGGAGAGGAAACCAGAGUAUCCAAGGCUGGACUCAUGCUACCUGCCAGGUAGUCUAGUAUCAGGAGUGGAGACAAAGUGGGCUCCGGGUUGGGGGAGGGGAAGGGAGGGCUCAGAAAGAGGAAUCAAGACUU
Molecule: messenger RNA, 1764 nt
Organism: Saimiri boliviensis boliviensis (Bolivian squirrel monkey)
Lineage: Eukaryota; Metazoa; Chordata; Mammalia; Primates; Cebidae
Source: RefSeq, a predicted model, not a curated record